CUGGUGCAAUUAAUUUUUUACAGCCGCUCUGUGUGUUGUUGGUAAAAUGUCCGUUCGAAGCGUACUCUUUGCAGAGCAAUAGUAAUUUGUGUAUUUUAAUGAGUUGUGUGUUGGAAAAAGACCUGCAUUUCCAGUUUUAAUCGCAGAGUGACGUUCUUUGUACAAAUCGUUGCUAAAAGCUUUCCAAGUAAGAUACCGGAAUCGCCAUGAGCAACACGGAGAGUACCAGCAGCGGGGAUAGCAGCAAAAAUGCAAAAUCAGGCCUGGCUUACAAGGACAAAAGCAAACCGGCUGACAUCCGCUUGAGCAACAUCAAUGCUGCCAAAGCCGUGUCGGAUGCGAUCCGCACCAGUCUGGGUCCUCGUGGAAUGGAUAAAAUGAUCCAAGCCUCGAACGGUGAAGUCACGAUUACCAACGACGGUGCUACGAUUCUGAAACAGAUGAAUGUGAUCCACCCGGCCGCAAAAAUGUUGGUCGAACUGUCCCGUGCACAGGACGUCGAGGCCGGCGAUGGCACCACAUCCGUCGUUGUGGUGGCCGGCGCUCUUCUUGAAGCGGUCGAAAAGCUCUUGCAGAUGGGUAUCCACCCCACGGCCAUCUCGGAAGCGUUCCAACGCUGCUCGGCCAAGGCUGUGGACAUUCUGACCGAAAUGUCGCGCCCCAUAGAGUUGAAUGAUCGCGAGUCACUGGUCAAGAGCGCAUCGACGUCGCUCAACUCGAAAGUUGUUUCGCAGCAUAGCAGCAUGCUUGCCCCGCUCGCAGUCGAUGCUGUGUUGAAAGUUACCGAGCCGAACGCACAGGGAUCCGUGGAUCUGAAGAACAUUAAAAUUAUUCGCAGCCUUGGCGGUACCAUUGAGGACACGGAGCUGAUUGAUGGGUUGGUGUUCACACAACGAUCGUCGGGCGUGAACGGUCCCAAGCGAGUGGAGAAAGCUAAAAUUGGUCUCAUUCAAUUCUGCAUUUCUGCUCCCAAGACGGACAUGGAUCAUAGCGUAAUCGUAUCGGACUAUGCCGCGAUGGAUCGCGUACUUAAGGAGGAACGUGCGUACAUUCUGAACAUCGUGAAGCAGAUUAAAAAGUCUGGUUGCAACGUCUUGCUGGUACAGAAGUCGAUCCUUCGCGAUGCCGUUUCCGAUCUGGCUCAGCAUUUCCUGGACAAAAUCAAGGUCAUGGUUGUGAAGGAUAUCGAGCGUGAGGACAUUGAAUUUGUCUGCAAGACACUUAAGUGCCGCCCAAUUGCAUCGCUGGAUCAUUUCGUCGCCGAAAGUUUGGUAAACGCCGAUCUGGUGGAGGAAGUGGCCAGUGGCUCGACAAAAUUCGUCAAAGUGACUGGCAUUCAAAACAUGGGCCAAACGGUGUCGAUUGUUGUUCGUGGAUCGAACAAACUGGUCCUGGAGGAAGCUGACCGUUCGCUGCACGAUGCUCUCUGCGUCAUCCGGUGUUUGGUCAAGAAACGUGCACUGAUUGCCGGUGGUGGUGCCCCAGAAAUUGAGAUGGCACUUCAGCUGGCCGCGUACGCUCAAACACAGCAAGGUGUGGAUGCAUAUUGCUUCCGCGCUUUUGCCAAUGCGCUUGAGGUGAUUCCUUCUACCUUGGCGGAAAAUGCAGGACUAAACCCUAUUGCUACCGUUACGGAGCUUCGCAACCGUCACGCCCAAGGCGAGAAGAAUGCGGGAAUUAACGUACGUAAGGGAGCAAUCACGGACAUUCUGGCGGAGAACGUGGUGCAGCCGCUCUUGGUCUCCAUUUCAUCGAUAACGCUGGCGUCUGAGACGGUUCGUUCCAUUUUGAAAAUAGACGACAUCAUUAACACCAUGCAGUAGAUGCGCGGGUCCAGCUUUGAGCAACGGAAGGAAGCAUCUAUUUGAAUCGCAUUAUUAACUCCGUGAUUGCUGCAUACACAUUUUCACACCAAACUCACCAUUCGCCGCGUCCUAACUCGCUGCUACUAACUCAACUUCGCACCUACACAUUAGUUUCUUUGAAAUGCGAUACCUUUUCAUUUGCAAAGGAAACAUCGAACACAUCAAUCGAUUGUUUGUAAUGUUUGUAUUCUCUUAAUAAACGAAAAAAUAAGUAUUA
Anopheles coustani is the source of this 2082-nucleotide messenger RNA. RefSeq names its product T-complex protein 1 subunit delta. Lineage: Eukaryota; Metazoa; Arthropoda; Insecta; Diptera; Culicidae. Gene Ontology annotation, biological process: protein folding; protein K48-linked deubiquitination. Gene Ontology annotation, cellular component: chaperonin-containing T-complex; nucleus. Gene Ontology annotation, molecular function: ATP binding; ubiquitin binding; ATP-dependent protein folding chaperone. The transcript is spliced from 5 exons. The record is from RefSeq and is a predicted model, not a curated record. The coding region runs from base 207 to 1823 and encodes 538 amino acids.